GGCUCGUCAAACUAUGAGCUGCCACCGGCACAUUUCCUGUUGUUGACAGUCUAAGAGCACAGCAGAGGCUUUGCUGUGCUGCGUGUAGGGGCUCGCAUUUUAUCAGCUGGAGUGCACACAGACACACACUCAAAGAGCACCCUUUUACAGGAAGAGCCGCUAUCACUUCUCUGAUACACACACACAGAGGAAGCACUGACACUGAACCUCUCACCAUUGUUCCAUAAACAGGAGUCGCUCCACAGAUGGAUUGACUCCCUCUAUCAAGAGUUUGACUGAUGAAAAAAAAGUGGUCUUUUAUUUGUUGUGUUUGCACCUGAUCUAAGAGUCUAACCGGGAGUGUAAUGGUUUUGUUCUAUAUGGGAUCGGAUAAACACUCAUCCAGAGUCUUGCAGCCUGAGGACCCUGUUCGACAGGACAUGCAGUUCUACUAUGUGGGUGACCAUACGUGGGCCACCAUGCUGGGGCAGAGCUUGAGGCUGCAGCCAGUUCCAAUCCAAAGUCUCUCUGAGCUGGAGAGAGCACGUCUGCAGGAGGUGGCCCUUUACCACUUGGAAAAAAGAGACCUGGAUUUUAAGAUCAGCAUCCCAAGAGAGAUUCGCAAGAGGAGAAAAUCACUACGGAGAAAGUUUGACUCCUUUUCAAAAGAAAAGAAAGAACGAGAGUCUGCACCCAAGGCGUUUGGUAUCCCUCUCACCCAAGUAAUCGCAAAUGACCGGGCUCACAAGCAACGGCAGGAUGCGUUGAAAGAGAGUCGUCGGGACUGUCUGGACCUUGAGGCCAGUGUACUACGCUUCCGUGCUGAAAAAUGGCAGCACAAUGGAAACCGGCAGCUGUGCAAUACGGUCUUAACACCUGGGGCUGCCUCCUCACUGGCAGUGGAGGGCCACAACAAAUCUCUAUCAUCAGCGUUCAUGGACAACACCUCACGGAUACACAGACGGGGAGGGUUAUCUGUAGACUCCAUCUCUGAUCUGGUUGAGAGUCAGUCCAGAUUACUAGAGGCUCUGCAGCUCUCUCACCCCAAUGAGCUGGAGUUGAAAAAGGCUUCAGCUGGUCUUACACAGGCCAAGCUGAGUCUCAACCCCAUCUAUACACAAGUCCCCAAAGUGGUGGAGCGCUGCUGUAACCACAUUCAGACUUACGGGUUACAAACUUUGGGAAUAUUCCGUGUAGGCAGCUCCAAAAAGAGAGUUCGUCAGCUUCGUGAGGACUUUGAUAGUGGGAUAGAUGUCGUGCUAGAUGAGGAACACAACGUUCAUGAUGUGGCUGCAUUACUGAAGGAGUUCCUGAGGGACAUGCCUGACCCCCUAUUGCCGCAAGAACUGUACCGUGCUUUCCUGCACGCUAACUCGUUGAGAGGGGCUGAUCAGUUGACGUACCUGCAGCAGUUGUUGUACUUGUUGCCGCCCUGUAAGUGUGAUACUCUACUGAGGCUCCUCACACUUCUACAUACAGUACAGGAAAACGCACAGAACUCUACUGGCCCCAACCAGGAGGAGAUCUCAGGUAAUAAGAUGACGGCAGCCAACCUGGCAGUGAUCUUCGGGCCCAACCUCCUACAGAAGGAGAGAGGAUCAGAGAGAGAGCUUAGUCCUCAAGCUCUGGGCAUAGAGGAUAGUACAGCUGUCAUCUCUGUCACUCUGCUGCUCAUCCAGAACCACAAACACCUCUUAACGGUGUCUGCUGAGCUCCAGCAGGAGGUGCUAAUGAGCCUCAUUCAAACAGACCCUGAUGUUAUUGACUAUCUGCUGCGCAGGAAAGUCAGUAGUAGUAGUCCGAUAAUGGAAACGGAGUCUGAUGGAAGGAGGGACACACAGGUGUCUCUGGACUCUGUGAGUCAGUCCAGUGAUGACUUUCUCUUCUCAGAGACAUCUGCAAAUGGAAGCUUGAGUAGUGAGGUUUUCCUCAAUGCUCUUCACCUUAACACCAACAGAAAACGCUCCCCUGAGGUUCCUGCCAAGUCCAUUGGCCAGAUAAGACAGUUUCAUUCCCACCACAACCUGCUAAGUCUUGCCCAGCCUUCCCUCAAUUCCCAGAGAGAUAACACUGAGCUCAAAGAGAGUAGACAUGGUGGUUCAAGACAGACCUGGUCAGAAGAGCGCCUUCAUUUCAGUAUGGGACAGCAGGAUAGUGGCUCUCAUCCGCAGAGCCCUAGAGAGAGAGGUAUCUGGGUCCGACAGAGCUCCAAUGCCUCAUCCACGACGUCAGAUGACAGCAAGCCAAGCAACUUCUGGGACUUUUUCACUGGCAAGAUAUCGGUGGUCAGAAGCCCCUCACUGCAAAACUUCUUCAACAACCAAUCACAGUGUGAGAAAAAAUAAGUGGAAUGGAAGAUGUAUUUAUUGUUUGAAGAAUAAGAUAUUUUUUAUAGCUUUUGAAAAUUUGGAGAACAUGCUCUGAACUAUGAAUCAUGUUAUCAUUUACCCACAAGGGGGUGAUGUUUACUGGUGUUCAGCUUCAAAAUGAUAUGUCUGAAUUCAAUGUUUCACAUGACAAACUUUUGGACCAAAUCCCUGAAUUUAUCUCCUUUACUGGCAGACUCACUCUGAGUUGGUUAGGUAAAAGUAUCAUCAAUCCAGUAUGGUUGAGGAUUUGCUCAGGAAUUCCUUACCUAAAGCAUUUCUUUUCCACCCACUGUCCAGGAUGCAAUCUGGAUGGAUCACUCUAAUCCAAAAUCAGUAAACCAAAAUCAAAUGUAAAGAAACUCAAGAACUUUCUUUCUUAGACUAUAUAGACUAUACUGAGUUUGAGCCAGUCUUGCUUUGUCUACAUCUUGAAGAAAAGAUUCAACACUUUGUGAAUCUCAUUUUAAAGUCAAUUAUUUUGGUUCUCAAAAGGCAAGGAAUAGCACAGACAUAUGGUAAACAAAAAAAAAAAAAGAGAGACUAGAUAAUAUUUUAACACAUCACUAUUACCUUGCCCGUCUAAAAAGCCCAAAUUGUUAAUAUUUCUAAAUAGGAACAGCAUAUUUGACUUUUGGUGUGCAAACUAAUAAACUGUCAAAACAGGCACCUA
Molecule: messenger RNA, 3018 nt
Organism: Xyrauchen texanus (razorback sucker)
Lineage: Eukaryota; Metazoa; Chordata; Actinopteri; Cypriniformes; Catostomidae
Product: rho GTPase-activating protein 6-like
Exons: 13
Coding region: 345-2324 (659 amino acids)
Biological process (GO): signal transduction
Source: RefSeq, a predicted model, not a curated record